AUGCCACUUCCCGAGCGCAUCAGUGUCAAGAGGCGCCGAUCUCAAGAGCCCGUUGAUACUUUAUAUCUCGAACACGGCACUGUCCCUGACAGAAAACGGAGGGUCACAGACUUCUACUUCCAACGGCUCAGCCAUGAUCCCAUAGCUCCUAUAUCCUCCCGCAAUGCACCUUCCGUUCCCCUCGAUCCUCCCAAAACCUCAGCCGAUGGCAUUCCAGCAAUACGGCCCACGGCGCCUGGAGAUGAUAAGAAGGACUUUGAGAGACUGAGAAGAAACUUGGAAGCAAAUGAGGCUGCUGGAAGAGUGGUGAUCAAGCCAGAGACGCCUGCCGACAUAACCAGCCAGUCUGCGCCAACGACACCCGUUUCAAAAGCAAAGCUAGAGUCUGCGAGACGUUUCCAUCUUGCCCGUCAUCUCGCCCCUGGACUGGGUCUGGGUCCAAAUUCAUCUGGCAGCAUCAGGAAGCAGAAGCUCUCAAUCCGACCUCCUCUAGCCACCUUUGUUGAGAGGCUUGGUGUGAAGUUUCGUCAUGAGGAAAAUCCAUUAUACGGAGGAACGCCGGUUGACAAAAUAUUAGAUGUGGCCCCGGGCGGAGCGUCGGCUGAACCCAAAGAAUCAGAUGUCAAAGCAUUGCAGGCGGCCCAGCGACAUGCUACUAGCACAUUCCUUCAAAAUGUCCCCAACAGUGUUAGGGAGGGCCACUCAAUCAAAGACCAUCCAAGUACUUGGGACCACGAAUCUGACCAAUUGGCGGACGAGCUGGCCGCCCUGGCUAUGGAAUUAGAUCCUGAAGCCAAAGAGCGGCAAGAGCGGCAAGAGCGCGAAGACCCUCCUGCUUCAAUCCCUGUGUCAAAGGAUACUGAAAUGAGCUUCCGCGACCGCGAGGAAGAUUAUAUUUAUGAGACAUAUGUUCGUGUGCGUUACGAUGACGAGACAGAGCGCUUGCUUGACUUGCCUGAUGCCAACAUCGGACUGCUCGUGAUCGACGAAGAGGACGAGGAUUUGUGGCAGAGAUACGUCAACAGUGACGAUGACACAGACUGGGACGACGAAGAUUCUAAUGCUGAAGACAACCCUGCGAAUGACUAUCCUGAGGAUGAACUCAGCUCGGACGACGAGUUCGGAUUCAACCCCUAUAAGCAUCGUCAACAUGCUUCGGAGGACGAAGCUUUUGACGAAGAUGACUUUGACAAAAUUGACAGCAAUAGGUGGUAG
Molecule: messenger RNA, 1215 nt
Organism: Exophiala spinifera
Lineage: Eukaryota; Fungi; Ascomycota; Eurotiomycetes; Chaetothyriales; Herpotrichiellaceae
Exons: 3
Coding region: 1-1215 (404 amino acids)
Biological process (GO): protein import into nucleus
Cellular component (GO): cytoplasm
Source: RefSeq, a predicted model, not a curated record